CCCCACAUCUCUCUCUCUCUCUCUCUCUCUCUCUCGACAUUAACGAACUUUCAAAAACGCUAAAAUUCAAACUAACUUCUGUUCGGUUUUAAUAUCAGAAAUGAGAGAGCUUGAGCGGUUGAAGACGACCAUGAACCAUCAUCAAUGGCCACCCAUUGGAGCUCCGAUGAAUCUCCGGCGAGAAGAGCCGUGGAAAUCUCGAUUUGACGACUCAGUCAACGCCGUCUCGUUCGGUUUCGUCGCAACUGCCAUUCUCAUCUCAAUGUUCCUCGUCAUGGCUAUCUUAGAGAGACUGAUCCGGACCACCACCACUACGACUACUACUAACCCAGAUUCCUCUUCUGGUGGGGUCCUUUCGGGUAUGGAUUCUCGGGUCGGGUUCAACGGCGCAGCAUCUAAGCUCGGUUACCAAUCUCCAAAGAUGACUGUUUACACAAACGGUGUAUCGGUAUUGAUGCCAGGAGAUGAUAUCCCUACUUUCAUCGCGCAUCCAGCGCCCGUGCCAUGUCCUCCUCAACGCAUCAGCUCACAGUCUCAGCAUCAACAUAGCUCAUCGAGUGAUUCUUCCAACUCAAACUCCAUUCAAGAAUGUUGAAUGACUGUUUAUUUGAUCUCGUAUCACCACCACCAUUGGCUUAUUAAAACAUUUCAAGCCACCAACCACAUUGAGCUGAGUUGAGUUUGGCAUCUGAUGUUUUUUUUUUCUCCUGAUGAUUCCGCUACAUUUAUUGGAUUCGGGAGUUAUUUAUGCGUAUUUUAUGUACAUAGCAUUAGGAUCGAAACUGGUUUCUCCUUGGUUUAAUUAAGCAUAUAUAUUCAAGA
Messenger RNA from Brassica oleracea var. oleracea, 822 nucleotides. RefSeq lists its product as uncharacterized. The record is from RefSeq and is a predicted model, not a curated record. The coding region runs from base 101 to 595 and encodes 164 amino acids. Lineage: Eukaryota; Viridiplantae; Streptophyta; Magnoliopsida; Brassicales; Brassicaceae. The transcript has 2 exons.